Messenger RNA from Ambispora leptoticha, 903 nucleotides. NCBI's taxonomy places the organism in Eukaryota, Fungi, Glomeromycota, Glomeromycetes, Archaeosporales, Ambisporaceae. The record is from the annotation of a GenBank genome assembly.
AUGGAUCUCAAAUGUAUUCUAAAUGAAGAUUCACGCACGACCAACAGUCAUAAUCUUGAAAAGAACAGAAUGUUAGUACGAAUGGGAAACAAUGAUAUGAGUGGUGUGUAUGGGGUAAACACGGCAGUUAUGCCAGCAAGUCCUGCACCAAGUACGAAUAGUAUCGACUCAGAAACGAUUCAACUAGAAGCGGAUCGUCCUUUUGAGUGCAAUUGGCUUGAUUGUGGUAAAGCUUUCUCGAGACGAUCCGAUCUCGCACGCCAUAAAAGAAUUCACACCGGGGAACGUCCAUAUCAUUGUGAUUGGCAAGGAUGUGGCAAACAAUUUAUACAACGCUCGGCUUUGACAGUUCAUUUUCGAACCCACACCGGUGAAAGACCCCACACGUGUGAACAUACAGGAUGCGGAAAAUCGUUUAGUGAUUCUUCAUCACUAGCCCGUCACCGCCGCACACAUACUGGUAAAAGACCAUACGUAUGCUUACAUCCAGGUUGCGGGAAGACUUUUACUCGGAGAACCACUCUAACCCGGCAUAGAAAGCAGCACAAUCCUGAUUGGAGAGAGUACAACACCGCCUAUGAUUCAAGAAGACAACAAUCAUGUAGACAAGGUCAUAAUAAUAAUGGGUCAUACAAUGGACCGCCAAGUCCGCCUCCAACACAAACCGAUUCGCACAUAUUGUCGUCAAAAAUUUGUCGAAAAGCCAAUAAUCUCUUGAGCAUUUCUACCGCGUCACAAUCUCGCUUUAUGCCAUACAAACCACCAACUACCAUUACCGACAAUGCAAAUCAACUUUCAAAUCAACAAAAUGUUAAUGAAAUUUAUAAAUUCGGAUAUCCAUCGCCAAUUGAAACCUCAUUGCCAUUAACGAAUGACCAAACAUUUGGUCGAUAUUCGCAGUAA